Trypanosoma conorhini is the source of this 1338-nucleotide messenger RNA. Its product is annotated as putative amino acid transporter PAT4. Gene Ontology annotation, biological process: amino acid transmembrane transport. NCBI's taxonomy places the organism in Eukaryota, Euglenozoa, Kinetoplastea, Trypanosomatida, Trypanosomatidae. The coding region runs from base 1 to 1338 and encodes 445 amino acids. The record is from RefSeq and is a predicted model, not a curated record. Gene Ontology annotation, molecular function: amino acid transmembrane transporter activity. The transcript has a single exon.
AUGCUAAGAAAGGACGGUGAAGAGUUAGUGGAUGAAUACUCUUUGCCCCUUAUACCAAGCGAUGUUGUUCUUGGAAUAGAUACGCGGCAGUCUUGCUUCAAGCGUGUUCUUGUAAAUUUAGGCGAUCUGGUACCUUAUGGGGGCUUUCUAUCAGCGACAUUUACUCUAUCUAGUGCUACGCUAGGGGCUGGCGUCAUUACUUUGCCAUCCGCCUUUAACUUUAGCGGUAUAAUACCCUCUUUUUUGCUUUUACUAAUUGUGACACUGGCUACAAUCUAUGCUGUCCGACUACUAGUUGAAACACGUGAAUUAACACGUCUAGGCUCAUAUGAGGCCAUGGCAAGGACUUUGUUUGGCCCUGGAUGGGAUUAUUUGAGUGCAGGAUUAAUGUGGUUAUUUACGUUUGGCACAUGUGUUGCCUAUAUUAUAUCGAUUGGAGAUAUUCUCGAUUCUGCAUUUAUGGAUGACUCCAUACCGUCGUACCUCCGAUCGCAAGGCGGAAAGAGAUUGAUAACCGUUCUAAUAUGGUUUCUGGGAAUGUUUACUACAUCUUUGCCUAGGAGCAUCAAUUCAUUGCGUUACGCAUCGAUAGUAGCGAUACUUUCUCUAUUAUUUUUCAUUGCGUGUGUCGUUGUCCACGCCCUACAAAACGGUUUUAGAAAUGGUAAAAUACGAAAAGACAUCCACUUUUGGAGAACGGGCAAUAUCGCCAUUGAGGGGCUUUCCCUGUUUAUGUUUGCAUACCUCUGCCAGGUAAACUCUCUAGAAAUAUAUGAGGAAAUAAUAGAUCCCACAGUUAAAAAGAUGACCACAUAUACUGCAUCAGGUAUGUUUUUUUGCUUCAUUGCUUAUUCAAUCACCGGUUUCUUUGGUUACGCCGAUUUUGGUCCAGAAAUAAAGGAUUCAAUUAUAAAACACUAUGACAUUGAUCACAACCUCUUACUCGCUAUUUCACUUACUGGUAUUGGUUUUCAGCUCUGUGUCGGAUUCGCGCUGUGUAUGCAGCCCGCUCGUGAGUCCUUCUAUUACGCUCUUGGAUGGGAUAUAGCGACAAUACCAACUUACAGGCAUGUUCUAUUCUGUGGAACACAAUCUUUAGCCGCGCUUACGCUCGGACUAUUAAUCCCAUCGGUAAACAUCGUCUUUGGGCUGCUGGGCAGCCUCUGCGGCGGCAUUCUUGGCUUCUGCCUGCCGGCACUGUACCGUAUGUACUGUGGGAACUGGAGCGUGGCGACAGUGGGGAUCGUGAACUACGUUUGCACCUACCUCCUCCUCAUUGCUGGUGUGGUGGCGGUUGUCUUCGGCACAGGGGCUUCUGUGUACGGCGUGGUUGUGUAG